CCACUUUCACCGUCCACCACCAUCAUCGCCAAUGUCCGGCUUUCCCCAUGGCUCCUCCGGCGCCGGCAAUCCUUACGGCCGGCCGCCGGCGGGGCAGCCCUACUAUGGCCCUCCUUCGGCAUACGGUGGCCCUUCGCAGUACGGGAGCCCCUUUGCAUCCUUGGUGCCGUCGACGUUCCCUCCGGGAACGGACCCCAACGUGGUGGCGUGUUUCCAGGCUUCGGAUCAAGAUGGGAGUGGAUUCAUCGAUGAUUAUGAGCUCCAGAGGGCGCUCUCGUCGUAUAACCAGAGCUUCAGCAUGAGGACUGUUCAUCUUCUGAUGUACCUAUUCACCUCCUCGAACACUCGCAAGAUCGGGCCGAAGGAAUUCACCUCCUUGUUCUACAGCCUUCAGAACUGGCGGAACAUAUUUGAGAGAUUUGAUCGUGAUCGAAGUGGUAAGAUUGAUUCCUCAGAGCUUCGGGAAGCGCUGCUUAGCAUGGGAUAUGCUGUUUCCCCAGUUGUACUGGACUUGCUUGUCUCCAAGUUUGAUAAGACCGGCGGCAAGAACAGGGCCAUUGAAUAUGAUAACUUCAUUGAGUGCUGCCUUACUGUGAAGGGUUUGACGGAGAAGUUCAAGGAGAAGGAUACAUCGUACAGUGGCUCGGCGACUUUCUCUUAUGAGUCCUUCAUGCUAACCGUGCUUCCAUUUCUCAUUGCUUAGAUAGUUGUUGUUCUUCUGCAUGUCCUUCUGAGUUAUGUAGUGUCGUUGUUGUUUAUGUUGAUGUUGUUGCUCCUUGUAAUUGUUGUGCUUGAAAUGGUGAAACUUUUAGCUUGAAUGAACAGGCCUUUAUGCCAUUUAUUGUUACAGUUAAUCAUUACUUUGUUCAUGUGUA
Messenger RNA from Dioscorea cayenensis subsp. rotundata (Guinea yam), 875 nucleotides. Its product is annotated as calcium-binding protein CBP-like. Gene Ontology annotation, molecular function: calcium ion binding. The coding region runs from base 32 to 703 and encodes 223 amino acids. Lineage: Eukaryota; Viridiplantae; Streptophyta; Magnoliopsida; Dioscoreales; Dioscoreaceae. The record is from RefSeq and is a predicted model, not a curated record. The transcript is spliced from 5 exons.